AAAGUGUAAAGUACUAGUAAUCAAGUGUUAAAUAAUUUUGAACAUAAUGUAUUUAAUAAUAUCAAAUAUAAAUAAUAAUAAAAUUAUAUCAAAACAUCAAUGAUUUUAUCAAGUGAUUGUGUCUACAUAAUAUUUCAACAUCUGUUCAAAUAAUUAAGUACAAUAUUACUGAAAAAAUAUAUGAAAAUCAUGCCAACAACAAAACCAUCUCGAAAGGUUGUGGGCAUGAUAAUAAGGAGUCGUAAAGGAAUUAUAAAGGAUGGUGUUAUGACGCCGUCCGGUAUUGGAGAGCCAAGUGUAUAUCACGCUUUGGUUGUGAUAUUCCUUGAAUUUUUUGCUUGGGGUUUAUUAACAAUGCCUGUAAUAACCACAUUAAAUGAAACAUUUCCGGAUCAUACAUUUUUAAUGAAUGGUCUCAUUAUGGGCAUAAAGGGUUUAUUAUCGUUUUUAUCAGCACCAUUGAUUGGAGCAUUAUCUGAUGUAUGGGGAAGAAAGUUUUUUUUAUUAAUUACCGUAUUUUUUACAUGUGCUCCAAUACCGUUAAUGACAAUUAAUACAUGGUGGUUUUUUGCAAUGAUCUCAAUAUCUGGCGUAUUUGCAGUUACAUUUAGUGUUGUAUUUGCAUAUGUAGCUGAUGUAACUGAACAACAUGAACGAUCUUUAGCAUACGGUUUAGUAUCUGCAACAUUUGCUGCUAGUAUGGUAAUAUCACCAGCAUUAGGAGCAUACUUAAUGGAUGCAUGGAGUGAGAAUUUGGUGGUUGCAUUAGCAACAUCUGUUGCUAUAUUAGAUGUAUUCUUCAUACUUGUGGCUGUACCAGAAUCGUUACCGGAAAAAGUACGUUCACAUGCCAGUGCAUCUUCUUCAUCGUCAUCGUCAUGGAGUGGAGCUAGUGCUUCAAUUAGUUGGGAACAAGCUGAUCCGUUUGCUGCAUUACGUAAAGUUGGUAAAGAUCCAACAAUAUUGAUGUUAUGCAUUACCGUAUUUUUAUCAUAUCUACCAGAAGCUGGACAAUACUCAUGUAUAUUCGUUUAUUUAAAAUUGGUCAUGGGUUUUAGUGUUGUAAUGGUUGCUGUGUUUAUAGCAGUCGUUGGUGUAUUAUCCGUUGGUGCUCAAAUUAUUUUAGGUGCAUUAAUGCGUACAUUAGGUUCAAAACAUACAAUCAUGAUUGGUCUAUUAUUUGAAAUGUUACAAUUAAUGUGGUAUGGAUUUGGAUCACAAACAUGGAUGAUGUGGGCCGCUGGUAUAUUAGCAAGUAUAUCAAGUAUAUCAUAUCCAGCAAUAUCAGCAUUCGUGUCAAUGCAUUCGGAUGCUGAUCGACAAGGUGUUGUACAGGGCAUGGUGACUGGUAUGCGUGGCUUAUGCAAUGGCUUGGGACCAGCAAUGUUUGGUUUAAUAUUUUAUUUAUUUCAUGUGGAUUUAAAUGAGCAACAUACAAAGGAUAUAAAUAUAACAACAUUGCAACAAAUUGAACAGCAUACAUAUGUACAAUUCGUACCUGGACCACCAUUUGUAUUUGGUGCAUUUUUAGUAAUAUGUGCGUUAAUUGUUGCUGCAUUUAUACCAGAGGGUAAUGUGAUUGGUAGUGGUAUUGAUAUAACAACAUCUAGUUUAUCAUUAGAUACACAUUAUGAAAUUGAACAUGGACAUAAAGUUCCUGGUACAUUAUCACCGUUAAUGGCAAAUCAUCAUCAUCAUCACCAUCACCAUCAUCAUCGAAAUGAUCCAGCAAUAUUAUAAAUUAAUUUUGUGAUUAGAGUAUUAAAUAUUUUAUGGAUAAUUAUAAUAAAUGUAUUGAAGAGUGUGUGACGUUUUUAAAGAAAUUAUUAUCAAAAUAAUAUAUUGUUUGGUAAAAAAGAUGUUGUGAUAUUAUGACAUGAAAUGAUGCUAUGUAAUGUAAAACAUACGUAUUGUGUGAUCAACAGAACAGCAGCAAAUAUUGUGUGAGCAUUUUAGUUUGAUUAUAGUGUAAAAAAACAAACAUUAUGUACUUUGUAUUUAAAUUGUAAAUUUUGUAUUAUUUUUUAUUUUAAAUUUUGUUAUUAUUUAUACAACAAUUAAAUGUAAAUGUUUUUAAAUUU
Chrysoperla carnea is the source of this 2081-nucleotide messenger RNA. RefSeq names its product hippocampus abundant transcript 1 protein. Gene Ontology annotation, molecular function: transmembrane transporter activity. The record is from RefSeq and is a predicted model, not a curated record. NCBI's taxonomy places the organism in Eukaryota, Metazoa, Arthropoda, Insecta, Neuroptera, Chrysopidae. The transcript is spliced from 10 exons. Gene Ontology annotation, cellular component: membrane. The coding region runs from base 181 to 1740 and encodes 519 amino acids. Gene Ontology annotation, biological process: transmembrane transport.